Molecule: messenger RNA, 2500 nt
Organism: Myotis brandtii (Brandt's bat)
Lineage: Eukaryota; Metazoa; Chordata; Mammalia; Chiroptera; Vespertilionidae
Gene: SLC2A5
Product: solute carrier family 2 (facilitated glucose/fructose transporter), member 5
Exons: 12
Coding region: 92-1936 (614 amino acids)
Biological process (GO): fructose transmembrane transport
Cellular component (GO): membrane
Molecular function (GO): fructose transmembrane transporter activity
Source: RefSeq, a predicted model, not a curated record
CCAAAGUGCAGCCUGGUGUCUUCUCUCUCCAAGCAGUGCCUUCGCUCUUCUGGCUGAAAGCAAGUGAGCGGCACGUCUUCCCGGAGCGAGGAUGGAGGAGGAGGGCAUGGUCAAGAGGGAAGGGAGGCUGACGCUGGUGCUUGCCUUGGCCACGCUGAUCUCGGCCUUCGGGUCCUCCUUCCAGUACGGCUACAAUGUGGCCGCUAUCAACUCCCCUUCCGAGCUCAUGAAAGCAUUUUACAAUGAGACCUACUUUGAUCGGACCACUUACUACCUGAGCGACUUCUCCUUGACGCUUCUGUGGUCUCUGUCUGUGUCCAUGUUCCCCUUUGGCGGCCUCGUCGGGUCCCUCAUGGUCGGCUUCUUGGUGAAUAAACUUGGGAGGAAAGGGACCUUGCUGCUGAACAACGUCUUCUCCAUCGUGCCUGCCAUCUUGAUGGGUUCCAGCGAAGCUAUCCACUCAUUUGAGAUAAUCAUUCUCUCCAGGCUGCUGGUGGGCAUCUGUGCAGGUCUGUCUUCCAACGUCGUCCCUAUGUACCUGGGGGAGCUGGCCCCCAAGAACUUGAGGGGAGCCCUGGGGGUGGUGCCCCAGCUCUUCAUCACCGUGGGCAUCCUCGUGGCCCAGAUCCUGGGCCUUCGGAAUCUCCUUGCAAAUGAGGAAGGCUGGCCCAUCCUCCUCGGGGUGACUGGGAUCCCCGCGGCGGUGCAGCUCCUGCUGCUGCCCUUCUUCCCGGAGAGCCCCAGGUACCUGCUGGUUCAGAAGAAAAACCAUGAAGCGGCCAGGAAAGCCCUGAAGAGGGUGCGUGGCUGGGACGACGUGGAAGAGGAAAUGGAGGAGAUCCAGCUGGAGGCCGAGGCCGAGAAGGCUGCAGGCUUCAUCUCCAUAGUGAAGCUGUUCAGGAUCAGGUCGCUGCGCUGGCAGCUCAUCUCCAUCAUCGUCCUCAUGGGCGGCCAGCAGCUGGCUGGAGUACAGAUCUACUACUACGCAGACGAGAUCUACAAGAACGCGGGGGUGGCAGAAGAUGACGUCCAGUAUGUGACGGCGGGCACUGGGGCUGUCAACGUGGCGAUAACCAUUUUAGCCGUGUUCGUGGUGGAGCUUUUGGGGAGGAGAAUCCUGCUGCUCCUGGGCUUCUCCAUCUGCUGCUCCGCCUGCUGCGUGCUCACGGCCGCUCUGGUUCUGCAGACCACCAUCUCCUGGAUGCCUUACCUCAGCAUCGCCUGUGUCCUCAUCUACGUCAUAGGACAUGCCCUGGGGCCCAGUCCCAUCCCCGCGCUGAUCAUCACCGAGAUCUUCCUGCAGUCCUCCCGGUCCUCGGCCUACAUGGUGGGGGGCAGCGUCCACUGGCUCUGCAACUUCUCGGUGGGCUUGCUCUUCCCCUUCAUUCAGGAGGGCCUCGGGCCCUACAGCUUCAUCAUUUUUGGUGGGGUGUGUUUUCUCACCACCGCCUUCGUGUUCCUGGUGAUCCCGGAGACCAAGGGCAAGACAUUCAUGGAGAUCAACCAGACCUUCGCCAAGAGGAAUCAUGUGUCCGAGGUGUACCCAGAAAAUGAGGAGCUAAAGGAGAUUCCGGAGGAACGCAAGAAACUUCCGGAGGAAAUGGAACUUCCGGAGGAGACAGAACUUCCGGGGGAAUGGAAGGAACUUCCGGGGAAGCAGAAGGAACUUCCGGAGAAGCUCAAGUCCGUCUCGGAGGAACUAAACUUGGUGUCGGAGGGACUAAAGGAACUUCCGGAGGAAGUGAAGUCCGCGUUGGAGGGACUAAAGGAAUUUCCGGAGGAACUGAAGUCCGUGUCGGGGGGACUAAACGAACUUCCGGCGAAACUGCAGACCGUGUCGGAGAAUCUAAGGGCAGUUUCAGAGGCGCUGAAGGCCGUGGCCGAGGAACGUCCGGAGGAACUAAAGGAGCUUUCGCCCUCCGCCUCAGAGCAGUAACUCGGGAGGAGGCGCCUGCUACGUGGUCGGCGGCGUGGAGCCCCCUUCUUGGGUUUUUUUUCUGAGUAACAGUUGUCUAUAAAUAUCCAGAACUAGGACAGUCCAGUGUGGGAUGCAGGCCCCAAAGGGCUUCCGUGCAGUUACGAAAGCCAGACUGCCCCCUCCCCAGGCCCAAGUCACAGUGAGCAGCCGUCCUCCCGCCAUGGCGGGGUUAGCCUUUGUGUGGCUCCUGUAACACCGGCUUUUAGGACAAAAAGCAUUAGUGCGGCGGUGAGAGAGAAGGAAUCCAAUUUGGCCAGAGAAGCAAUCCUUUCUCCAACCCCGUGGGUCUUCUGGGGGCCACGGGCCUGUGUUCAGAGCAGAAUUCAUCCUCUUGUCAGAUCCACCUCCAGCAUCACCGCUCCGGGAAAGUGUGCGGUCGCAAGCAACGAUGUCCAGGAAAGUGGAGAGCAGGUCCCUACGGAGACUUGAACCAAGUCAGGGAUUGUUAAUCCUAAAUUGUACUGUUAGAGGACAGUGGAAUUGCCUCUGAAUACUCAAUAAAACAAAUGCGAUCAUUUUUCA